UUCCAACAUGGCAGCGUACAGGUCAUUAUAUCACCCAAGAAGAUAUCGUGAAAUUUCACGACUUUUUUCGUCAAUUUCCUCCGCGAAACCGGUCACAAAACUUCGCCCUGAUCCUUACGAGUACUCCCACGAGCCAAUCUAUACGGCUGAACACGUUGAAUUAAGAGAUGCUUUUAGAAGGUUCAUCGAUAAAGAGAUCAACCCUUAUGUUGACGAAUGGGAGAGGGAAAAAAUGUUUCCAGCCCAUGAACUCUUCAAAAAGCUUGGCCAAGCUGGAUAUUUAGGUGUGAAUAAGCCUGUUGAAUUAGGUGGRCAAGGCUUGGAUUACUCAUUCACUGUGGCAUUAACUGAGGAGCUAGGUCACAUAAAAUGUGGAGGUGUCCCAAUGGCGUUUGGUGUUCAAGCAGACAUGACAACUCCUGCCUUGCUAAAGUUUGGAAGCAAAGAACUGCAACGGCAGUUUCUGGUACCUACCAUUGCAGGUGACUUUGUAGCUUGCCUUGGUGUAAGUGAGAMUGGUGCUGGUUCUGAUGUUGCAAGUAUUAAGACUACUGCCAAAAAGGAUGGAGAUGAUUAUAUUAUCAAUGGUGGUAAGAUGUGGACAACAAAUGGCAUCCAAGCUGAUUGGAUGUGUUUACUGGCCAAUACAAGUGACGGUGACCCACACUACAACAAGUCUUUGAUCUGUUUGCCUCUUGAUCUUCCUGGUGUACAAAGAGCAAGGGCUAUUGAUAAGCUAGGCAUGCACUGUUCUGACACAGCAGAAUUCUAUUUUGAAAAUGUGCGAGUGCCUCAAUCGUACAGAAUUGGAGAUGAAGGAAAAGGUUUUGUUUAUCAGAUGUURCAAUUUGUCGAUGAGCGAGUUUUUGCUGCUGCUUCAGUUUUGGUAUCCAUGGAAGACCUGAUUUCUGAGACAGCUGAAUACUGCCGUAAUCGUCCAGCUUUUGGGAAAUCUAUUCUGGACAAUCAAUAUGUGCACUUUAGACUGGCUGAAUUGCAGACUGAAGUAGAACUUCUUAGAGCACUUGUAUACAGAACAACAUAUCUUCACAUGCGAGGUAUCGAUGCUAACUUGUUUGCCUCGAUGAUGAAGUUGAAGGCAGGUCGUUUGGUUAGAGAAGUCUCAGAUUCCUGUCUACAGUUUUGGGGAGGAAUGGGAUACACUAGUGACGUAGGCAUCAGYAGAGCCUUCAGAGAUUUCAGACUUCUUUCAAUUGGGGGUGGAGCUGAUGAAGUCAUGCUCUCAAUCAUUUCCAAAGAACUGAAUCUCCUUCCAAAGUCUUCAUAGUGAAUUUGAAUUCUGUGGAUGGGAAUUGUGUUGGACAGUGUACAUUAUUAUCAUUGUGAUCUCUCACACAAUAUAUUAUGAAGAAGGGUGCAGAUCUUGACUCAUUACUCUGCAUAUUUUUUAUGGAUUUUCAUCAGUCGUUCAUGAUUGCAUCAACUACAGAAAUUAUUCACAGGUUUCUAUAAUCAUAAGCUCAACUGCUGUCUCUUUUAAUGCAAUUGAUCUGGGUCUGAUCUUGGAGUGCACUGGGUGUAUGUGUACCCGUGUACACCACUUCAAAACAGCAUUUAUUGCGUAAAUAAAAAUGCAACUUUUCAUGAACGCUA
Molecule: messenger RNA, 1614 nt
Organism: Exaiptasia diaphana
Lineage: Eukaryota; Metazoa; Cnidaria; Anthozoa; Actiniaria; Aiptasiidae
Product: probable acyl-CoA dehydrogenase 6
Exons: 5
Coding region: 8-1288 (426 amino acids)
Biological process (GO): fatty acid beta-oxidation using acyl-CoA dehydrogenase
Molecular function (GO): acyl-CoA dehydrogenase activity; flavin adenine dinucleotide binding
Source: RefSeq, a predicted model, not a curated record